AUGAGUACCAGCACCUUCGUCACUGUGGCUUCGGCCGUCUCCGGUCUUGCUGUUCUCGGAUGUCUUUUCACCGUUGGAAUGAUCUUCAAUGAUAUCAAUUCCUUUUACGAUGAGAAGAUCGAAGAGCUCAACGAGUUCAAGGGACUCGAACAACAUGCCUGGAAGUCAAUGAUUCCAUCCACUCGCCCAGUCAAUGCUGAAUCUUUCCUUCUUGGCCGUAACAAGAGACAAGCUCAAUGCAACUGCGGAGCUCAAUCCCAUGGAUGCCCAGCUGGACCACCAGGACCACCAGGACACCCAGGAGCCCAAGGAGAGCCAGGACUUCCAGGAAUUGCAGGACAACCAGGAUCUGGAGCCAGAGUCAACCCAGCAACAGGACGCGACAGCUUCUGCAUCACUUGCCCAGCUGGACCACCAGGACCGGCCGGAGCUCCAGGAGCACCAGGAGCACCAGGAAACUCCGGAGCCCCAGGACAAGACUCAUUCGGAGGAGGUCAAGGACCAGCUGGACCACCAGGACCAGCCGGAGAUGCCGGAGCACCAGGAAAUGCUGGAGCCCCAGGAGCACCAGGAAACCCAGGGCGUGGAGGACAACGCAGUCGUGGACUUCCAGGACCAUCAGGAGCCCCAGGACCACAAGGACCAGCUGGACGACCAGGACAACCAGGGCAAUCUGGAGGAUCCGGAGCACCAGGACAAGCCGGAGCCCCAGGAGCCCCAGGACAACCAGGACAAGCCGGAGCUCCUGGAACCCCAGGAGCCCCAGGAAACAGCGGAGCUCCAGGAGGAGAUGCCGCAUACUGUCCAUGUCCAGCUCGUUCUGCUGCUAUGGCUGCUCGCAAGCGUGUUGUCAAGGUUGCUCGUUCCCGUGCUGCUGUUGCCAAGCGUCGUGUCGUCAAGCGCGUUCGCGUCCAAAAGGCCUAA
This is a messenger RNA of Caenorhabditis remanei, 924 nucleotides long. RefSeq lists its product as uncharacterized. The transcript has 2 exons. Lineage: Eukaryota; Metazoa; Nematoda; Chromadorea; Rhabditida; Rhabditidae. Bases 1 to 924 code for a protein of 307 amino acids. Gene Ontology annotation, molecular function: structural constituent of cuticle. The record is from RefSeq and is a predicted model, not a curated record.